Messenger RNA from Chelonia mydas (Green sea turtle), 7181 nucleotides. It is a transcript of the gene ARHGAP25, whose product is annotated as Rho GTPase activating protein 25. The coding region runs from base 1935 to 3596 and encodes 553 amino acids. NCBI's taxonomy places the organism in Eukaryota, Metazoa, Chordata, Testudines, Cheloniidae. The transcript is spliced from 8 exons. Gene Ontology annotation, biological process: negative regulation of small GTPase mediated signal transduction; signal transduction; phagocytosis, engulfment. Gene Ontology annotation, cellular component: phagocytic cup. Gene Ontology annotation, molecular function: GTPase activator activity. The record is from RefSeq and is a predicted model, not a curated record.
CUUUUGUAGUUCUGAUUCUCUCGCUCUAACUUCUCGACCAUACUGCCUUUGUCCCAUAGCCAUCUGGCCCAUUCUCAGCAGAAUGUCACAAGGUUUGUCUUCGUAACAUGGGCAUCCUGGUCAUCUCCCCUCCCCCUGCUGGGUGCAGGAGAGCAUUAUAGCAUCCGGUUCCCCACGGCCCAGCACCUUGUGCAGCUAUUUAUGCCCGUGCAAAGGGGGAAGUGGGGGAGACGAGCCAAUUAGAAAGGUAGUGUUUUGUAAAUUUGUCAGUGUUGUAGAUACACCCAGAGGCAAAGGGAGUAUCAACCUCAUCCACCUAUCUUAAGGAUUUCCAGGAGUGCCCAUCGCUGUAGUAUAUGACCAUUACAGUGCUUUAUAAUACUAACUAUACAUUUUUAAAAAAAAAGUAAAUAUUUUGCUCAUGAUCUUCCGGCAUUAUUGACACUCCCCGCAAGUGACAUUGGAGCAGCCCCGGGGUAAAGUAUACAACAGAGGAAACUUCUGUGGUGGGCUCAGAUUCCUGGACUGACGGGCUUUGCAAUCAAGAAUGAUUCGUCUUCAGAAUUAGUAGUAUUUCAUACAGGAGUAAACUGAGUAUCUAUCGAGAGAGAGGCAGCAUAGUCCAAUGGACUGAGCACUGGACUAGAAAUCCGGAGGCAUGGGCUGUGUUUCUGACUGACCUGGACAAAUCUCUCCUCCUCUGUUUCCCUGUCCAUCUUGUCUAUUUAAGCCCUAAGCUCUUUGGGCAGGGACUGUCUCUCACUAUGUGACUAUACAGAGCCUAGCAAAACAGAGCCCGGAUCUCAGUUGGGGGCUUUCAGUGCUACUGUGAUUCAAAUAAUAACUAUACCCAGAUGAAGACCUGAUGUUAGUGGGUUGGCAUUGAUUAGAGCUUCUUUAUUCCAGCCAAGCCGGUCACUCUGCUGUAGUUUAGGUUCAUGUUUAACAGCCAGUUUUUCUAUGUGCUCUAAAAUCCACUCUGAUAGUUUGGAAAGUUGCAGUACCAUCAGUGGUUCAAAACUAGGGUCAUUUGAGCAAGGGAUUUCCAAGAUCAGCCCCCUAAAAAGUCACAUGAUCGCAAAUAAAGACUCCAGCCCUGACGCUCAUUUACACCAAAGGAAUUGCGCUGGCAGGGUAAAGUGGCCUUAAAGCAAGUGUAAAUGCAAGCCCCAGAGUGGUGUAAAGGGGCCGCACGGUAAAUGAGGAUCCAGGCCUCUUUUCAGUGAUGUUGACCCAUACCAUGUUAUAAAUUAACUCGGGGGUUAAUGGAUUCCCAAAGGGCAGGCUUGAGAAUAGGACAGGCUUGAGAAUAGGAUAUUUUGUACAUCUGCAUGCCUCAGGCUUGGGUUGCAUCCCCCUUGAAAAAUGCCCCCGGUGACUCACGCAGAUAAGGCAGCUGUUUGUUAAUUUGCUCCACGUUAAAAAGCAGAGAGGCUGCACUGAACGAAAUGAAACCUUUCAACAUGCCUCUGAGCCCCUUUACCAGCCUGACACCCAAGGAGCAUCUCUGAGCUGGCUGACAUGCUACCCAUGUGUCAGACGGAAUGACGGAUGUAGAGAACCAUGUUGGUAGAGGGUUGAUUUUUAUGAUCCUCCAGGGUGAUAACUGAAUGGCAAAUAAUGAGUUACUAAGAAAAAGGAGCCAUUUAUACUUUUACUGAGUACAAUGACAGGUUUAUGUUCAUUAUUUAAAAGCAAAAGGGAGUCUUUUGUCAAUGAAAAACACACCAUAAGGCAGGUGCUGACAAGUCUUGCGGUUCCAGACAGGAGUAUUUAUGAGCAUAAUGCUGAUCUGCAAGAGAUACACAAGGAUUAUUUCAGCCUUCGGAACAGGAGGUGAACACAUUGCGGGGCAAAAUCUUGUAAGAGGCCGCGGGACCCUUUGCCAUUAAUAUUCUGGAGCCACUUGGGUGUAGGGCGUCCCUGCUGUCAUCAUGCCUAAAGCCCCGAGGAUGAAGAGCUGGGAUGAGGGCUGCUGCAUUCCAGCCUUAGGGAUGGUUUUCUGCUGGGAGUUCAGGAGGAAAAAGCCUUUGCUCCGGAGGAAAGUGGUAUUUGGCCAGCGCUUGGCUGAGACUGUGGCAUAUGAACAGAAAUUUGGGCAGCACCUGGUUCCUAUCCUGGUGGAGACAUGUGCAGAGUUCAUACGCGAGCACGGCAUGAAUGAGGAGGGCAUCUUCCGACUGCCUGGCCAGGACAACCUGGUGAAGCAGCUGAGGGACGCAUUUGACGCUGGGGAAAGGCCAUCUUUUGACCGCGAUACAGAUGUACAUACGGUGGCCUCUUUGUUCAAACUCUACCUGAGGGAACUCCCAGAGCCGGUUGUACCCUGGUUGCAGUAUGAGGACUUCCUCCUGUGUGGAAUGCUUCUGAAUGCCGAUGAAAUGAAGGGUCAUCAGGAGCUAGUGAAGCAGCUGUCCGUGCUUCCCCGAGUCAAUUACAACCUCCUCAGUUAUAUCUGCAGGUUCCUACAUGAAAUACAGCUGAACUCCAGUGUCAACAAGAUGAGUGUGGAUAACCUGGCAACAGUGAUUGGAGUGAAUAUCAUCAGGCCGAAGAUAGAAGACCCUGCAGUUAUUAUGAGAGGCACCCCCCAGAUCCAGAGGGUGAUGACUGUGAUGAUAAGUGACCAUGCCAAGCUCUUCCCCGUGUCCAAAGAUGAGCCCCCUUCUCCACCCGCCACCCAAAGGAACGAUUCUAAGAAGAUCCAAGUGCCACGCAGUUCCGUGGGCUGGGAUGCUGCAGAAGAUCCACCAGCAUCAAAGGCAAACACUGUAACCCAAGGCCCAAGGAGAGAUGACCUAGAUACCAGCAGUCCCACUUCCUCCAGAGCAGCGGUCAGGCUGGGCGCAUCUCUUGAAGAUGAUGUAAACCAACCCAAAGAUUUGUUGGAAAUGUGGAAAAUACAGUCCAGGAAAAGAACUCAGACCCUUCCUAACAGGAAAUCCUUCCUAACUGCUUCCUCUCAGGGGGAGAAAGCCAGCAGCGAUAAAAAUGACAUAUUCAACAAUGACUUUUGGACAUCUUCAGGAAGUCAGUUGUCUCCUACUUCCCCGACAGAUGGACACAAAAGAACAUUGUCUCAGGAUCUUUUUAAGCUGCUCGACCUUCACCGGACUUCGACCUACGACAAUGUCCCUACCUGCCAGGCAGAGAGUGGGGAGAGUGCUUGCACUAGCCCUCUCAGCACAGUAAGCAGCACCUCCAAGAAAGAUUUGUUAGCAAACCAAAGCCCCAACCUUGUGCCAAAGGAACUAUCGGGUCCAAACAUCGGUGCUGAGGACUGUGGCUCUGGUCAGGAGAACCUGGAGGCCCUUCAAAAGGUGACCCUGGGGCUGAAAAAAGAAAUGGAAACGCAGAAAAAGGACUAUGAAGAGCAAAUUAAAAGCCUCCAGAAGGAGAACUACGAAGUCUGGGCCAAAGUGGUGCGACUGAAUGAAGAGAUCGAGAAAGAGAAGAAGAAGUUUGCGGCGCUGGAACUGAAGCUUCAGAAUGUGGAGCGCUCACGGGAAGACAUUGAGAAGAGGAACAAGGUGCUGGAGCAGGAGAUCCAGGACUUCAUGAAAUCCAUGAGUGAUCCCAGGGACAAAAGAAAAUAAGAGAACGGACCUGGAUUUGCACACACAUGGAGUACAGCUGCAUGGGGGAUUAUCCUCCCCCUUCAGAUAAGAAUUGCCAGACUGGAUUGAACCAGGGAUCUCUCUUGUCCAGAAUUCUGUUGCUGUGAAUGGCCAGCACCAGCUGGUUCAGAGGAGGGUGUAAGGAGCUCUACAGGUUAAUCUUCCUCUAGGGAAAGUUCCUUCCUGACCUCUAGUAGUGAGAGGUUGGUUUAUGCCCUGACGUAGGAGGGUUUACAUCCUUUUCAAAACUCUCUCUUUUGUUUUUUUAAUCCUACUCUGUUCAUGUUAUCCGUAUACAUGGUCAAUAAUUUUUUGAAUUCUGCUAAACACUCGGCAUGAAUAAUACCAUGUGGCAGGGAGUUCCACAUGCUGAUUGUACAUGAUACCCAUUCACAGUGGCCCUGAAGGAAUCUCUCUGUCACACACCAGUUCCCUGGCCUGAAGGGUGAUAACACUUGUCCGGGGAGAAAGACUGAUGGUUUUAAGUUUCUCAGAGGGGAACAAAAAUGACACUGAAAAACUGGAACCAGGAAUUUGGAAGAGCCUGUGGCCUUAUCAUUACAUAGGCGACUGCUCUGAGUUUGGUUGGACAUUGUACCGCAUCCUAUGGUUAAAUCCUUUUUCUCCAUCCUCUGCUCCUAGCCUGAGUGAAAUUACAGUUUUCAGAAUAAAGUCUAAAUUUUAGUAUUGCUGUCAUAGAGAUGGAUAAAACCAACUAGAUCACCUUAUGCACCCCUCCCCCCCAGAAGUUCAGUGCAGGAUUGUUCCCCAAAGUAUAUUGUACCGUCACACUUUAUAUUAAGGUUCCAUUUAUAAAUAGUCUAUAACAGGUUAAUAAAUCAUAACUGUUGUUUUAAUAAAUGGAUAGUCAAUCAUUUUAGAUUGUUGUGGACUCCAAUAGGCCAAUAGAUUGCUUAUAAACAUAACAUGCUAAUUAUGUGCUUUUAAUCACCUAUAACACAUGCGACUGAUGUCUGUAACCUGCUUAUAACAUCAUUUAUUAACCCUUCAUAAACGAUUUAUAACUCACAGAAUCACAAAAAUUGAGGACUGGAAGGGAUCUUGAUAUGAUCUUAGUCCAGUCCCCUGCACUGAGACAGGACUAAGCAUUAUCUAGACCUGGAGUAGUCAAUUAUUUUUUGUCAAGGUGCAAAUUUCUUGGUCAAGGUAUAGUCAGGGUCCAGAUUCCAAGAAAAUAAUUUAAAAAAAUUAUAAUAAUAAGUAAAUAUGUAGAUUUCGGAGUCCGUUCAAAAACGUCUGGUGGUCUGGAUUUGGCUCGCAGUAUACCUAUUGACGUCUCCUGAUCUAGACCGUCGCUGGCAGGUGUUUAUCUAACCUGUUCUUAAAAACCUCCAGUGACGGAGAUUCCACAACCCCCCUCGGUAAUUUGUUCCAGUGCUUAACUACCUUCACAGUUAGGAAGUUUUUCCUAAUGUCCAACCUAAACUGCCCUUGCUGCAAUUUAAAUCCAUUAAUUCUUGUCCUGUCCUCAGUGGAUAAGGAGAACAAUUUAUCACCCUCCUCUCUAUAACAACCUUUUAUGUACUUGCUUGGAACUUUAAUACAAAGGGUGACCUCCUACAACCUCAACUCGCUCAGCCAGUGAGGCCUGCACCAUUUCCCCUGAGAGACUUCUCUGCUGUGGUUUUACAGUUCCGAACUUAUAUAUGGUUUCACUUUAUUUUUUACCAUGGUGGCAAGCUAGGGCGUGGAAAAUGCAGCGUAAGGGCUGGGUUCAUCUCUCAUUUACACUGGCCUAACUCCUGAUUUACACCAAUGCGUAGUUCAGAUCAGAAUUAGAACUUCAGGGCUGUCUUCUGCAGACAACACUUUCACUGACUCAAUUCAGCCCUAAGGCCUUGUGGUAUUGGUUUGGCUGCUGGUUGCUUUGGCUGCUUCUUUUUCGGCUGACCACCAGUGGGUCCCUCACAGGCAACCCAGUUCCUCCUUGUGAGGAGCUCACAGGGCUCUAGUGCUGCUAUAAACUUUCAGAUUAGGAAACAAGUCAAUACAUUUGCAAAAAAACCCUGUUCUUUCAUUGGACAUUCAUACGUAGGAAUGAUUCAUACGUAGACAUGUAGAUUAAAAGCCCAAAAAGGACAACUGUAGUCCUCUAGUCAGACCUUGUGCAUAACACGGGCCACAGAACUUACCCACAGUACAAAAAUGCAUCUCAGACUAGUGCCUUAGUGGACAUGUAAAGGGAUGAGGCGUGGCGUUGUAAGGUAUAGCUCCAUUGUAGUUGGCUGGGUGCCCCAUGUACAGUAUAGUCAAUGGUGCUGCAUUAAUCGGACCUCAUAGGCUCAAAAGUUUGGCUCAAGUUCUGCUUGGGAAAGACUACGAACAAAAAAAAAAAAAGCAGAGAAAAAACAAUCGAAUGCCGAAAGUGUGAAACGCAGUGAGGAGUGGGGACAAUGCUAAUGCAAAGUACAAAUGUCUACUCUGUUUAUAAAGCACCCGUUUGUGCCAUCCUAGCUGUAGCAGGGCUCUUUGGUCCCGAACACUCAGCCCAAGCUCUUUAAGCUAGAAAUCACGCCGGCAUUUCUUUAAACUGAAACAACCUCGUGACAAAUCUGAGUUUCAAGUACAGGGAACAGAAAGGUUUGGGGAAGUGGAACUAUUUUUGGGAACCCUCCCAAAAAAGUCAUUCAUGGGGUUUCAGAAAACCUCUGACUUCAUCAGGUUCACCCAUCGCCAGUGCUCAUGGAAUCUUCUAAAAUCUGCAGCACUCCUUAAUGCCGCCCUUCCCAAAACCUACAUGACGGAAAUAGCAUUAGUGUGCCACCAGUAUCAUAGAAUAUCAGGGUUGGAAGAGACCUCAGAAGGUCAUCUAGUCCAACCCCUUGCUCAAAGCAAGACCAACACCAACUAAAUCAUCCCAGCCAAGGCUUUGUCAAGCCGGACCUUAAAAACCUCUAAGGAUGGAGAUUCCACCACCUCCCUAGGUAACCCAUUCCAGUGCUUCACCAGCCUCCUAGUGAAAUAGUGUUUCCUAAUAUCCAACCUAGACCUCCCCCACUGCACUUGAGACUAUUGCUCCUUGCUGUGUCAUCUGCCACCACUGAGAACAGCCGAGCUCCAUCCUCACUGGAACCCCACUUCAGGUAGUUGAAGGCUGCUAUCAAAUCCUCCCUCACUCUUCUCUUCUGCAGACUAAAUCACCCCAGUUCCCUCAGCCUCUCCUCAUAAGUCAUGUGCCCCGGUCCCCUAAUCAUUUUCGCUGCUCUCUGCUGGACUCUCUCCAAUUUGUCCACAUCCCUUCUGUAGUGGGGGGACCAAAACUGGACGCAAUACUCCAGGUGUGGCCUCACCAGUGCCAAAUAGAGGGGAAUAAUCACUUCCCUCGAUCUGCUGGCAAUGCUCCUACUAAUACAAUCAUUGCUGGAAAAAGCUUGUUCUGACGAUGUAAUGAUUAUACCUUGCGUUUUAUUGGCCCACUGUGUUGUCACUCAGUAGCCUGUGAGUGGGAGCUGUGGAUAAGCCAGAAUGUUCCUGCCCGUGUAGUUUGAAUUGAGCAUAGUCGAAUUAAGCUUUUUAAUUAAAAGCAGUUGUUAUUUUUUCUAA